This is a messenger RNA of Alligator sinensis (Chinese alligator), 1031 nucleotides long. RefSeq names its product PAX-interacting protein 1-like. The coding region runs from base 1 to 903 and encodes 300 amino acids. The transcript is spliced from 7 exons. The record is from RefSeq and is a predicted model, not a curated record. Lineage: Eukaryota; Metazoa; Chordata; Crocodylia; Alligatoridae.
AUGGCUCUACAAAGAUCCAGCAGCCUGGCUAAGCUGCCCAUGUUGUCCUCAGCGCCCAAAUCCCAGCAGGCACAAGGCCCCUCAUACUCCACGCUCGUGCUCCCCCAGCUGCACGAAGCAGGAGGACGUCAGGGGCAGCUGCUCCUACAACCUCCUCCUGGCCAGCCAAAGGCCAACUGGAGAGGAGCUCGGCUGUGGGCCCCAGUUCAGGACCUGCCGCUGUGCUGCCCCCAAGUCAGGGACAAGAUGGGAACUGGCCCAGGGACAAAGGACAGGAGGCAGGACAUCCAGAGCAACCAGGAGAGGGAGGCACAGGAGCAAAUAAAGAAAAUGAAGAAGGAGAGGCUCCUAAUAAACAAGGUGCAGUGCCUGGUGGCUCAGGAGAUACGGGACCGCCUGCAGCAGCUUCACCAGCAACAGCUGAGGGUGCAGGAAGCAGAGAUCAAGGCACAGCAGAUGGCUUUCCACGAGAAGGAACCAGAGACGGCCCGCCUGUGGACCCUGCAGCAGAGGGUCAGGGACUUCCAAGCUAAGAAGGACAUGCUCCAGGCCAAGCAGCACAAGGAGGCCAAGGAAAGGGAGAAGCAGCAGAGCCUCCUGGAGCAGAUGGCCUGCAAGGAGCACCAGCAGGUCAAACAGACCAAGCGGCACUGCAGCUAUUUCGAGCAAGUUGUCAGGAAGCAGCAGGAGCAGGCACUGAAGGUGCAAAGGCAGCAGGAGGAGAGGGUACCCAAACAAUUGGAGUACGGCAAAGCGGUGCGGCGCCUGGUGCUGGAGCGCCAGGAUCAGCUGGUGCACAAGUGGGCCAUCCGCUUUGAGGCUGGGAAGCACCAGCAACAGGACAUGCAGAAAACCCCAGACUGCAAUGGCCAGCUGAAGAGAACCAGGAUGCAGGAGCUCUGAGCCACCGUCCUGCCUGACAAAUACUGCAGAGCUGUGGAGCACAAGGGCUGGAUGAAACCAGGGCCCAAGGACUGAGAGUCUCUGUGUACUGCCCAGCCUAACCCAGGGGGGGCGUGUGAGGCCUCUCC